AUUGAAUGAAUCUUUCCUGCCUCUGUUUCAAGUAAACUCUUUGUAGUGAUCAUAAAUACAACCCAUACUCGAAAACUCCCCCUCGACCAUUUUCCAUGAUGCCCUCCACCUUGACCGCUUCUCCAGUCAUUCAACCGUCUAGUUCGAGUCCGGUCCAAAAACCGACGUCUCUCCGCAACGCACAUACAUACCCUCCCACCAAUCAAUCACCGUCUUCACAUCCAUCACCUUCAUCCCCACUGGUCUCAGCCCCUCGAAUGAAUCGAUCCUCCUCCUCACCUUCCAAAACCACCAGACCCGCUGUAGUCAACGUGGCUUCGAAUCUCAUCGUCAAAAUUCGUCAAGGCGCGCAUGCUAUGAGUCACAUCCCGAGCCACCACCGUCGUGCUUCGGAUGCGUCCAGUCACAGUUCGUCCAGCUCAUCUGAAGAGGAGAAAGCCGGAAGCGAGGCGGCUCAGCCUAUGGCUUCUCCCAUAAAGAACAUGACGCGGAGGAAUCAUUUAACGUGGCGGUGCUCUUCUGGUUCUCCGCGGACUUUGCAAACAGCUCCAGAUCACCAGGCGGAGCCAUUUACAUACAAAGAUACGUUCGUGUGCUCUGGAGGCGUCAAUUUACCUCUUCUUUUGCGCAUGACGAGGGUGAGCCUGGUAGAGGUCGUCGAGAGCCGUGCGGGUAUCGGCAUGGGUUUUGGAAGUGGAAGAAAAAUUGUUCUGGAUUCCGAAGAAUGGACGUGUAGGAUAAGUGGUCCACCUGUACAACCUAUAUCUCCUCCUUCGACGCCAACGUCAGCAACGUUUACACCGAUUUUUAAGCCAGCGUCGUCAUCUCCUUAUCACUCAUAUCCCUCGAAACGUCUCAAUCUUGACACCGCUUCUGCCUCUACUAGCAAGACGAGCAUAACACAGAGCCCGACCAAGCCUCACAAGAAUGUGAAGAAAUACACAGUUCACAUCCACUACUAUGCUAGCGCAACGAUCGUUGCCUCUGCUGGUAGCUCCCCAACGAUUGGCAGAAGCGAGUGCAAUCAGCCCGUUGCUCUAGACCGGGCGAGAGAAGGAAGCAUACAGGGUCUAAUGACGAUCUUGAGCAGGCGCGAGCCUAAAUAUUAGGAUCGGCUACAUAAGUCUCAAGCUCAAAAUCCUAAACUUCCUAAAUUUCUUGACUACCGUUUCCCUGUCUGCGCCUGCACACUGAUCAUGCUA
Molecule: messenger RNA, 1202 nt
Organism: Lentinula edodes (shiitake mushroom)
Lineage: Eukaryota; Fungi; Basidiomycota; Agaricomycetes; Agaricales; Omphalotaceae
Exons: 3
Coding region: 96-1109 (337 amino acids)
Source: RefSeq, a predicted model, not a curated record